AAAAUAUUAAUUUCAAGACAUACACAAACAAGAACAUAAAAGAUGCUACUUGGGCAACCGGACCUCCAAAUGAAUGCAAACGGGACCCUCCAAAAUUCGGAUCCGCGUUGCUCUGCGUCUUCCUCCCCUGCUGUCCGCGAGUUUCUGCUGUGUGGGGUGGCGAAAUUCUCUGAUUUUUUUGAUUUCCCCCUGAAUUUUCUGCACUUCCCGCCGGUCUCCCCAAGCCACAGCUCCGGUUUUUGCUGGAUUUAUGGUUUUGAUCGUUCUGUCAUCGUAGCACUUGGGUUAAGACUUCUGUUCUGUGCAAGUGAGGAAGCGAAACCGAGGGCGAGGAAAAAUGAGGGGAGUGACGAGUUAGAAGGCUAGUCAUUCUAUAAAAUGAACAUAUAUUGUAAAUAUGGAUCAUGAUCUUGUAAGACUAGAUUUGACAUGGAGAUUUGAGUUUAGGUCAUGUGGGACAUAGAAUCAAUUUUGAAAUAUCGG
This is a messenger RNA of Rubroshorea leprosula, 483 nucleotides long. NCBI's taxonomy places the organism in Eukaryota, Viridiplantae, Streptophyta, Magnoliopsida, Malvales, Dipterocarpaceae. The record is from the annotation of a GenBank genome assembly.